This is a messenger RNA of Paramecium tetraurelia, 1092 nucleotides long. RefSeq lists its product as uncharacterized. Gene Ontology annotation, cellular component: membrane; intracellular membrane-bounded organelle. NCBI's taxonomy places the organism in Eukaryota, Ciliophora, Oligohymenophorea, Peniculida, Parameciidae. The transcript is spliced from 3 exons. The record is from RefSeq and is a predicted model, not a curated record.
AUGAUGAAAAAUGCAUAGAAAAACAAGCAUUUUAUCAAUUUAUUAUUGAUUGGAAUGGUUAUAAUAGGUACACUUAACACUUUAGUCUAUAAGUAUUAAAACACUACUAUAAUUGAUGGAGUAUCAUUUAUACACCCUUAUAUGCAAGGGUUAUGCAUGUUUAUAGGGGAAGCAAUUUGUUUAGUGUUUUAUUUCUUAUUUAAUAUGAAAGUUGAAGAGGAUCCUAAUAAAUAGAAUGGAGGGUUUAGAAGAUUGGCAAUACCAGCUUUGUUUGAUGUUAUUACAUCUUCUUUGUAGAAUGUCGCUUUGAAUUUUAUUCCAUCAUCUAUUUUCCAAAUGAUGAGAGGAGGACUUAUGAUUGUAACAGCAGCAUUUUCUAAAUUUGUGCUUAAGAAAAAAUUAUCAUUACAGCAAUCACUUGGAAUUCUGUUGGCUAUUUUAGGUAUUUUCAUUGUUGGAUUAUCCAAUUUUAUAUAUAGAGAAUAAUCAAAAAGUGAUUUCAGCUGGGAAAUCAAAUUGAUUUCUAUCUUGUUAAUUAUUCUAUCUUUAUUUACUUAAGCCACCUCGUAUAUUUAUGAAGAAAAGCUAUUUUUAUAAUACAACUAUCAUGUAUUCUAUGUUGUUGGUAUGGAAGGAAUGUGGGGUAUUUUAACUUUGGGUAUUUUGAUACCAAUUUUAAAUUUUAUUCCAUGUAAUUUUAGAGAUGGAUGUGUGUAUAGAAACGAUAAAGGUUAUUUUGAAAGCACAGAUCUAUUUUUCUAAUAAUUAGGAAGCGAUCUUUGGUUAACAUUAUCUGUAAUCUUGGGUAUAUUUAGCAUUACAUUGUAUAAUAUUUUUGGUGUUAAUGUCACAAAGCAUGCUUCAUCCUUGACUAGGAGUGUUGUAGACACACUGAGGACAAUUUUUAUUUGGGCUAUUGGGCUUGUAGUCACAGCUACUACAUCUAGGGUAUGGGAAAACACUUCUUAUCUGGCUAAUUUGAUAGAAUUAAUUGGGUUUUCCAUUUUAGUGCUUGGAAAUCUAAUUUAUAAGGAGAUUUUUAUUAUUAAAUAUCUUUAAUCUAAGAAUUAAGUUUUACUGGAAGAAGAUUGA